UGACUGGGGAACUCCAAUUGUGCCAGUAACCAAACCGGACGGCUCCGUACGGAUUUGUGGUGACUACAAGAUAACCAUAAAUCAAGCAUCCAUGCUGGUCAGGUACCCCUUGCCACGUAUUGAUGACUUGUAUGCAACACUAGCUGGUGGUGAAAAGUUUACCAAACUCGAUCUGAGUCAUGCAUACUCGCAGAUAGAGCUCGAUGAACCUUCGAGGAAACUUACUACCAUCACCACGCACAUGGGACUAUUUCAAUAUACUCGUUUACCUUUUGGCAUUAAUUCCGCCCCCGGAAUAUUUCAGAGAAUUAUUGACGACCUAGUGAAGGACAUUCCUUUUGCGUGUGCUUAUCUGGAUGAUAUUCUUAUCUCUGGACGCUCGGAUACAGAGCAUCUUCGAACACUCGCGGUCGUGCUCGAGCGUUUGGAGCGAAGUGGAUUCAGAUUGAAAAGGUCUAAAUGUGAGUUCCUUUCACCUUCCGUUUGUUACCUUGGAUACCGGCUUGAUAAACACGGUUUACAUGUUUUAAAUGACAAGGUUAAACCUAUUUUAGAAAGCCCAGAGCCAAAGAGUUGUGAUGAACUCCGUUCGUUCUUAGGAAUGCUAUCUCACUAUCGCCGUUUUCUGCCUAAUGCAUCGACGGUUCUAUCGCCAUUAACUGAGCUGUUACACAAAAAUGCAUCGUGGUGUUGGGGUUCCCGUCAAAAAAUGCCUUCAAUAAAGCAAAACAAGCUCUUGCUUCGCCACCAACGUUAGUCCAUUAUGACUCUAACAAGCCACUCAUACUUCAGUGCGACGCGUCCCCUUGGGGGGUCGGGGCUGUCCUGUGCCACCGCAUGGACGAUGGUUCUUUACGUCCCAUAGCAUAUGCAUCGCGCACCUUACAGACGGCGGAGAAGAACUACUCACAACUGGACAGGGAAGCGCUAGCCGUUAUCUUCGGAGUUAAGAGGUUUCACCAGUAUUUAUGGGGAAACGUUUUCGAGCUUCAUACAGACCACAAACCAUUGAUAUCCUUGUUUGGGGAAAACAAAGGUAUACAACAAAUGGCAUCACCGAGGAUGCAAAGAUGGGCUAUAACCUUGAGUGCUUACAGUUACAAGAUUGUUUAUAUUACCGGCGUCAGCAACUGCACAGCUGAUGCACUCAGCCGUCUGCCGAUCACGGAAACUGCACAUGAACACGACCCUCCGUUUGAACUGGUUAAUCUAAUGCAACAUCUAGACACAACACCGAUACGGAGUUCAACAAUCCGUCAAUGGACGGAUCGAGACCCCGUGCUAUCAAUGGUGAAACGCUUUUUGAACAUGGGUUGGCCUCCUGAAGGGACAGUUGAAUUACAACCGUUUAUGAUUCGGAAGAACGAACUGAGUCUAUUCGACGGCUGUGUUUUUUGGGGCUCUCGUCUAGUCCCUCCCACCAAGGCGCGUUCACAGAUACUUAAAGAGCUCCAUGAUGCUCAUCCAGGUGUGGCGAGAAUGAAGGCACUAGCGAGAGGGUACUGCUGGUGGCCCAACAUCGACUCAGACAUAGAGAACUUACUGAAGAAUUGCGAUAUUUGUCAGGCGUAUCAGCGGAGCAAGGCGCCAGGUCCAAUACACCCUUGGCGUUGGCCAGACAAGCCCUGGCAGCGUAUCCACGCCGACUACUUCGGACCGAUCGACGGGACCAUGUUUCUUCUACUUAUUGAUGCACAUUCUAAGUGGAUUGACGUACAUCCAGUUACUCAGGCGACAGCCGAAUCCACCAUCACUAAAAUGCGCUCGUCCUUCGCUACGUUUGGCAUUCCGGAAACCAUUUGUACAGACAAUGGUUCGCCUUUUACCAGUGCCGAAUUUGGUAAAUUUGUCGCCAACAACGGAAUCCAACACGUUAAAUCAGCCCCGUAUCACCCAGCAUCAAACGGAUUAGCGGAGCGUGCAGUACAAACUGUGAAACAAGGCUUACUAAAGCAGCGAACGGGAACAUUGCGAACAAAACUGGAUCGGUUCCUAUUCUCCUACCGUUCUACACCCACUGAGGCUACCGGGAAAUCCCCGGCGGAAUUGAUGUUCGGCAGAAAUCUGAGAACGAGGCUUCAUUUGUUGUUCCCGAACCCGCGUGUUGAAGUACAGGAGCGUCAGAAAAAGUUUGUGUCUUCAGAGGAAUCAAAGCCGGAAGUUACAUUUCAGGACCAUCAACCUGUUUACACCAGGUUACCGCAUGAACAAUGUUGGCAGCCGGCGACUGUGCUCGAUUCUUCAGGAAGUCAAAACGAUUUGCAGCUUCCGGACGGCCGGGUUGUUCGCCGGCACUCAGAUCAUGUACGCCCCAGGAGCACUGACACACCUGCCGUGAGUCAGUCACACUCGGAGAUCGCAGAGCAAGCUGCAGAGCACGAUGAACACAGAACAACAGGGGAAACUCAAUUACGCCGAUCGACCCGGAUUCGCAAACCGAUCGAACGUUUCCAGCCAUGACUGUAACGUCAGCCAAAACAGGGAGGACUGUUACGUGUUCAACCAAUGAUCGCUCACUAUGACCGUGAACGUGAUUGGCCCUACACACACACGUAGAUAAGCACGCACACACGCACUCAAGGACACACCCUAACUUUCCGUGUUCACAUGUAAACCGUUAAGUGUUCAGUAUACUACGUGCCAGAC
Dicrocoelium dendriticum is the source of this 2646-nucleotide messenger RNA. The record is from the annotation of a GenBank genome assembly. NCBI's taxonomy places the organism in Eukaryota, Metazoa, Platyhelminthes, Trematoda, Plagiorchiida, Dicrocoeliidae.